AUGGUUUUGUGGAGAGAUUCCGUCCGAUGCGUGCCCAAGCAUCAGCUGCGAAUACCUCAUGUGCCCAGGAAAGUCAAGGAGCUUCCGCCCGUGUCCGAGGAGCGCUCCGAAAGCCGGACUCCAAAUCGGACGGACUCUGGCGCCUUAAGGACCUUACCCAAAGACAUCUCCGAAUCGGAGCUUUUGGCCUCCACGGCCACGGCCACGGCCCGCCAGGCUUGGGCUCAAAUUCGCUUGAAGCUAGCGCCGGAGGUGAGGCGCAGCCUUUGUCAGCUAGGCCCAUCGUACAUUAAGCUAGGCCAGGCCUUGGCCUCUCGCCCGGACUUGGUGGGCGGAGAACUGGCAGAGGAGCUGGUGCAACUGCAGGACAGCUUGCCAGCCUUCGACACGAAAGAUGCGCUUGAGGUCAUCAAGCAAGAAUUCCAAGGGGCACAGGACCCAGCAGCUGCCCAGGAACUCUUAAAGUCCUUGGAGGGCGCUGUGCCGAAAGCAGCCGCAUCGCUGGGGCAAGUCUAUCAAGGAGUCCUCCGUGGGCGUUCGGUGGCCGUGAAGGUCCAGCGGCCCGAGGCGCGGCGCUUGGCGGCCGUGGACGCCGCGCUGCUGAGGUCCCUUGCGCGUGGCGUUGAAGCUUUGCGGAACCCUCUAGAUGGGCAACGAUUGGUACGUGCAAAUGUCCUUGGGGCGGUCGAUGAGUUCUGCUCCCGUCUCUUCGAGGAGCUGGAUUAUCGUCGAGAGGCCUCGAACUGCGCCACCUUUGCGGCCCUCUAUGGCGACCACGGCAACUAUGCCUCGGAUCUGCCGCCGCCAGGAUUGAAGAUCCCAGAACUGGAACCGGACUUCUGUGGCCGCCGAGUCUUGGUCAUGGAGUGGGUGGAAGGAGAGCGUUUGGCACCCAGCGCAGAUGCCAAAGAGGACUACGCAGUGAAACAAGCUGCUUAAGAACUUCAAUUCUUGAGCUGAGAGUCCGUUGAAUGCUCAUUGAGAAUCGUGGACCGAACGGCUCAGCGAAAAAGCCAUGAGCCGCGAAGAGCCCGACCGUCAGAGCCACUUAUUUUUUUUGCGUCGACCACACCGAG
Durusdinium trenchii is the source of this 1076-nucleotide messenger RNA. The record is from the annotation of a GenBank genome assembly. NCBI's taxonomy places the organism in Eukaryota, Dinophyceae, Suessiales, Symbiodiniaceae.